AUGUACUUCGUGAUUGCUAACAAACUGCUUAGAAGAUUCGACUCAGCGAAUAUUCGACAUAUACCCAGGCAAGAGAAUCAAGAAGCUAACGAUCUAGCACAAGAGGCGUCAGGAUAUAAGAGAGGUGUCGAUGAAGAGCCUGUUCAAGUGAGAGAGAAAAUUCGAGCAACUGUGUUAUCUCCCUCAGAUUUGUUUGUAAUAAAAUUAGGGGCAGUCAAUGCCGAAAAUUUCGAAAUUUUUACAGUCGAUAAUGGACAAAGAGACGACUGGCUGAAUGGUCAAGUCGAAGCUGCCAACAAGGUAAUAAUCAGUCUGAUAAAAAAGCAUGUAGGAAAUAUACCAAAAACUUGGCAUAAGUCUUUAAGUCAAGCCCUGUGGGAAUGUCGAACAUCUCCAAAAGAGGCAACUGGCGCUACACCAUUUAGAUUGACAUAUGGACACGACGUCGUGUUACCACUCAAAGUAUACGUUCAAUCAGUAAGGAUACAAAGACAACGUGAGAUACCAUCCGGAAACUAUUGGAGUAUGAUGACAGAUGAGCUCAUCGAUUUAGAUGAAGAAAGAAUGUUGUCUCUAGAUUCGCUGAGAAGACGAAAAGAUAAAGUAGCUAGAGCUUACAAUAAGAAAGUAAGAAAUAAGGUGUUCGUUAUUAAUGAUUUGAUUUGGAAAGUAAUAUUGCUUAUGGACAGAAACGACAGGUUCCUAGGGAAGUGGUCACCAAACUGGGAAGGACCGUUUAAGGUAAUCCAAGUCUUUACCAACAACACUUAUGAGUUAUAG
Molecule: messenger RNA, 780 nt
Organism: Vicia villosa (hairy vetch)
Lineage: Eukaryota; Viridiplantae; Streptophyta; Magnoliopsida; Fabales; Fabaceae
Exons: 2
Coding region: 1-780 (259 amino acids)
Molecular function (GO): nucleic acid binding
Source: RefSeq, a predicted model, not a curated record